Messenger RNA from Triticum dicoccoides, 914 nucleotides. RefSeq lists its product as uncharacterized. Bases 1 to 747 code for a protein of 248 amino acids. Lineage: Eukaryota; Viridiplantae; Streptophyta; Magnoliopsida; Poales; Poaceae. The transcript has 6 exons. The record is from RefSeq and is a predicted model, not a curated record.
AUGACAGCAUAUGCUGAAGAACUGUACGAUGAUGACUCCGAGAAUGAAGCCUACAAUGACAUCAUCACAGAGCUAAAAGGCGGAUUUAGGGAGUAUGUGCCCCUGAUGAACAGAAUAUCUUUGGAGCUGAACAAAAGCAUUUUUGAAGGCUCAGAUGCACUAAGUUCUAUCCCCCAGACUCAAGAUGGUGAGAAGAAGUUGAGGGGAACGGUGAAGAAGUUCGUCAACAAAUGUCGCAAACUGGUGGGCCUGCUUGGGUGCGCUAGCUCUGCUGAUGCUUAUGAUCCUGCAGCCCCGAUGCAUAGCCUCGCUUCAUCUAGCCAUGCUGCCUCGUCGUCUAGGAUGGCGAAGGCGAGGAGGCGUCGCGUGCCGGCGUUCGGGGAGUGGAACUACAACUACCACCACGACGAGCCGGAGGCGACAGCGGCACUUCCGCCGGCCGCGUGCAACGCCACGCCGGAGCCGGAGGCCUGCAGCGACGUGUGGUUCAGGUACUCGCCGCCCCCGCGCAAACCCACGCCCAAGAAGCAGGCGAGGAGGCGGCCCGAGGGCGACGUGUCCCGGGAGCGUUCCAAGGCGUCCAGGGACGCCGCCGCGGCCAAGAGCGGCGGCUCCAGGCGGGUGGUGCGGCCAGUCAACGGGGACCUGUACCAGGUGCCACCGCCGGAGCUCGCCCCCCACCGGGCGCCGAGGAAGACAGGGAGCCUGUGGAUGGGAUGCCUGGGCCUCAGCUCAUGCGUCCACUGAACCCAACAUGUCCUGAUGGUCGAUGGGAUGCUGCGUCCUGCGUGCGUCUUCAUCGCCAGUGUUUAUUUGCCCUUUCUGUUGGAUAUACACUACUAAUCCCGUCCAGUUGGUAAUGUAGGUGGUUCUAGAACCUCGAAGUAAUUUUUAUUACGUUCAUGUGCUUUGUA